This is a messenger RNA of Pan troglodytes (chimpanzee), 2121 nucleotides long. RefSeq names its product actin related protein 2/3 complex subunit 1A (gene ARPC1A). The record is from RefSeq and is a predicted model, not a curated record. The transcript is spliced from 10 exons. Gene Ontology annotation, molecular function: actin filament binding. Gene Ontology annotation, biological process: Arp2/3 complex-mediated actin nucleation. Gene Ontology annotation, cellular component: Arp2/3 protein complex; actin cytoskeleton. The coding region runs from base 675 to 1787 and encodes 370 amino acids. NCBI's taxonomy places the organism in Eukaryota, Metazoa, Chordata, Mammalia, Primates, Hominidae.
AUCUUGGGAGCAGGGAACUGCUUGGGAGCAGGGGAUUCUGCCCCAGGAAGGGUCGAGAAAGUUCCUGGGGGGCUUCAGGGGCUUUCCACAGAGGGAGCACGGCGGGGGCGGAGGCUCCCUGCAGGGAGCAGCGCUGAGGUAGACUGGCUCUGACCUUGGCUCUCUGAAGGGAGAAAAACUUAAUCGUUCUUCAGGUCCAAGAGCUCCAAAGACCCCCAAUCCUCAGUCACUCAUCUCCUGACAAAAGACCUUGCGAAACUGCCAAAGCGCCACACUUCGGCUCGCGAUUGUGAGGAAAUUGGUUGAGGAACGGAGUGGGACGCCCAUGCCGCUUCGCCAGCACUUGCCAGGCGUUCCGUGGGGCAGCAUCUCCUCUGAAGGGCCGCCGACAGUACCACGCCGAUGGAAUAGCGUACCCUCCUCCACUGCAGCCUGCCUAACCCCGGACUGCGCGCCCGAGCUGUGCGCAUGAGCCGACCGUCCGCGCGGCCGCAACGCGCAGGCGCCGUGUCCACUUCCGUGAUCUGUCAGCCGCUCCCUCUGGGCUUCCGUCCUCCGCCCGCGCCCGCCGGAGCCUGUUCGCGUCGACUGCCCAGAGUCCGCGAAUCCUCCGCUCCGAGCCCGUCCGGACUCCCCCGAUCCCAGCUUUCUCUCCUUUGAAAACACUAAGAAUAAUGUCACUGCAUCAGUUUUUACUAGAGCCAAUCACCUGUCAUGCCUGGAACAGGGAUCGUACUCAGAUUGCCCUCAGUCCCAAUAAUCACGAAGUGCACAUCUAUAAGAAGAACGGGAGCCAGUGGGUGAAAGCUCAUGAACUCAAGGAGCACAAUGGACACAUCACAGGUAUUGACUGGGCUCCCAAGAGCGACCGCAUUGUCACUUGUGGGGCAGACCGCAAUGCCUAUGUCUGGAGUCAGAAAGAUGGUGUUUGGAAGCCAACCCUGGUGAUCCUGAGAAUUAAUCGCGCAGCUACUUUUGUGAAGUGGUCCCCCCUAGAGAACAAAUUUGCUGUGGGAAGUGGAGCACGACUCAUUUCUGUUUGUUACUUUGAGUCUGAAAAUGACUGGUGGGUGAGCAAGCACAUUAAAAAGCCGAUUCGCUCCACAGUCCUCAGCUUGGAUUGGCAUCCCAACAACGUUUUGCUGGCAGCAGGAUCAUGUGACUUCAAAUGCAGAGUGUUUUCUGCCUACAUUAAAGAAGUGGAUGAAAAGCCAGCCAGCACGCCCUGGGGCAGCAAGAUGCCUUUUGGGCAGCUGAUGUCAGAGUUUGGUGGCAGUGGCACUGGUGGCUGGGUCCACGGGGUGAGCUUCUCUGCCAGUGGGAGCCGCCUGGCCUGGGUCAGCCACGACAGCACCGUGUCUGUUGCUGAUGCCUCAAAAAGUGUGCAGGUCUCGACUCUGAAGACAGAGUUCCUGCCGCUCCUGAGUGUGUCAUUUGUCUCAGAGAACAGCGUCGUGGCUGCUGGCCAUGACUGCUGCCCAAUGCUCUUUAACUACGAUGACCGCGGCUGCCUGACCUUCGUCUCCAAGUUAGACAUUCCAAAACAGAGCAUCCAACGCAACAUGUCUGCCAUGGAACGCUUCCGCAACAUGGACAAGAGAGCCACAACUGAGGACCGCAACACGGCCUUGGAGACGCUGCACCAGAAUAGCAUCACUCAAGUCUCUAUUUAUGAGGUGGACAAGCAAGAUUGUCGCAAAUUUUGCACUACUGGCAUCGAUGGAGCCAUGACAAUUUGGGAUUUCAAGACCCUCGAGUCUUCCAUCCAGGGCCUCCGGAUAAUGUGAAGCUGAGUGAGCCUCCACCAUCCAGCAUGACAAACUGUGGCCGACUGCAGCUGUGCCGUGGCACGAUGGCGAGGAAGCCAGCCCCAAGGAAACACUGAAAACACAUAUCACGCCAAUGCCGUGUGGUUUUGUUUGAAUAUAAAAUUGGUGAAAGUGUUGGUUUUUUUAAGGCAGUAAUUUUUUUUGUUUGUUUUUUUGCGAUUUCAUUCCAUUCUUGACCAAAGCUUCUCUUUAAGUAGUUUAUUAUGGAAAAUUGUCACACUAACUUAAAAGACAGGGUGAGGGAGAUAUGUAAAUUGUCCACUAGAAAAUUAAAUAAAAGAACUGAAUGUGG